UUCUUUGAGUUCAGUCAGUUGGCGUAGUCGGUUUUGAUAGCUUAAAAAAUAUUUAAUAGAACGGAACAAACAAGAAAAAAUUGUUAUAAUACGACGAAGAAAAAAAAAAACAAAAGAAAAAGAAGAAGACAAAUUAUUAAACAUUUUUGUUGUUCAUUCGUUCGUUUUGAUUGUUCUCGUAAACGAUGGCGAAAUUCGGUGCUGGUUUUGUGGGAAUUUUUACACUUUUUCUAGUUAUUUACAGCAUAAAUUUAUGUGCAACCAAUCCAAUUGAAGAAAAUGACAAAAAACCCAUUGUAGAUAUUAAAAAUCAAUACCAAAGUGUUCAAACCACAAACUCAAGUACUGCAGCUGCUACUGCUGCCGUUGCUCAGCAACAAAAUGCUAACGGCAGCACAUCGGUGUCUGCAACAGACAAGGCUGCUGAUGUCUCCACCUCAUCCGUUCAAGUGCCUCCCAGUAGUCGACCUUUGUUGGGUGUCAAUGGAACAGGUCAGCGCAAGGAUAUGACCGAUAAAAUCGGCACAACAACAGCGGCAACAGCGGUUCCCACAGAUAUUACAAAGAGUGCCGACGCCACAUCAUCGGACGAAGCCAAAAAGAAUGCAAAUCAAUUCCCCAAAAAGGUGCUGUCUGCUACCAAAGUAGCUGCAACAGGUGUCGCCGCCACUGUUGCCGGAACAAUUGCUGCAGCAACAGGGCCCGUGACUGGUUCAACAAAUAGUACCGAAGAAACGGACUUGGAAAAACUCAUAGACACCAUUGAUGUACCGGAAGAAGAUACCUUGGAAUCAUUGAAGAAGACAAAUCGCACUUUGGAUACAACAUCGGACCACCAUCAAUACUACAACAGCACCACCUAUACCGACAAAGAUAAAGCCGACAAAUACUGGAAUGACAUUAAAAAUAUUACACCCAACUGGAUGUUAUCACAAUCUCAUCGCCGAGCAAUGACUGUUUUAUUGAGUUUUGAUUUCCCAUUCUAUGGCCAUCCCGUGAGAAAUGUUACUGUGGCCACUGGUGGCUUCAUCUAUACCGGCGAUUAUGUACAUUCUUGGUUGGCUGCUACACAAUAUAUUGCACCGUUGAUGGCAAAUUUCGAUACAAGUCUUUCGAAUGAUUCAUUUGUGCGUCUUAACGAUACAGGUUCUUCAUUUACUGUCAUCUGGGAAAAUGUUUCUCUUCAGGACAAACAAGAUGUCGGUAAAUUCACGUUCAGUGCUACACUACACAAAAAUGGCGAUAUCGUUUUCACCUAUUACAAAGUGCCAAUUUUCAUUAAUGCCAUACAAGAUGACAAACAUCCCGUCAAGGUUGGACUCUCCGAUGCCUAUAUUAUGGAUCAAGAUGUUGGCAAUGCCCGCAGAAAGACAAUUUACGAAUAUCAUCGUGUUAGCUUUGGCAAUGCACAGAUUACAAAUGCCACAAUCAUUUAUUUCACCGCCUUGCCAACAUGUUUGCAAUAUACCGAUUGUGCGUCGUGCUUGAAUCAUAACACCGAUUUUACCUGCUUCUGGUGUCCAACGGCAAACAGAUGCUCAACCGGUACCGAUCGCAAGAGACAAGAAUGGAAAACACUUUCCUGUGAACGUUUCCAAAUUGUGACGGCAUCAACUUGCCCAGCUGCUGGUAGCAACAACACUCACACAGAUGGUAACACCAAUACAAAUCACAAAGAUGUUACAACCCAUCCAUUUAAACCAUAUAAUCCUUCUGGUUUAGAAUCCUCAACAACAACCGCACCCGUGGACAGUGGUAAUACUGAAUAUCAAUACAAUGGUACACAAAUGAAACCCCUGGCUGGAACACAAAUGAAAUCCAUGGCUGAGGAAGCGGAACCAUCACAAAAAAUGAGCCUAACGCUGGGUCUCUUCAUACCGAUUUGCCUGGUGUCUUGCGUUCUCUUGUGGGUGCUAUAUGCCUACCGGAAUCCACACACGAAAAGUGGACAAUUGCUUAUACAGUCCAAAUAUCGUCAGUAUCGUCCCAGUCAAUGGUCAUGGAGACGCGGCGAAGCUCGUUACACGGCUGCAACGAUACACAUGUAGACAAUUAAACAAUUUUAAUUUUAGACUUUCUCUCUCGUUCUCGUUCUUGUACUAUUUUUCUUGUUUAUUUUAAAACUGCUGACACCAAACUGUUUUGCAAUAUUUUGUUCUUUCUAUUGUUUUUUCCUUACAUAUCUCUGACCAAAAACAAAAUAACCAAUCAUUCUGCUGUAUGGUCUCAAAACAAAUCUCGUUUUAUGGACCCAUCUAUGUUAUUGUUAUUUUUCCUCUUACUCCCCCCCCACCCAGUCUUUGAAUUUUCUUUAGUGGAAUUUGUAACAAAAAAUCGAAAAUAAUAUAUAUUUUAAUGUAUUUUAACAAAGAAACGAACAACAAACGCAAGUAAUAAUUAUUUCAAAGAAGAAGAAAAGACAUUGUGAGACAGAUGUGUAAUAAGAUGAUGAUAAUGAUGAUGAUUAUAAUGAAGAAGGAGAAGAAGAAUAUGGAUUUCGUGUAAGAUGUUUAUUUUUAUAACUAUAAGAAUCAUUUGUAUUGUAAUAUUUUCUUAUCUUUAUAUAUAUGUAUACAUAUAAAAUUUAUUGCUCAUUGGCAAAUUUGCUUUCAACUUUAUAACUUUCUCAAUGAGUACUCCUUAUCCUUUGCUACUACUCUAUUCCAUUUCCUUUUUUUUUUGGUUAGGUUUCCUUCUCUGUCCCUGUUUGCAUAAACAAUUAAUUAUGUGGAAAAUAUUUUUUAGUUAAAAUAUUGUGAUUUUUUAUAAUUUUUAUUUGUAAUAUUAAAAAUCUCUUGAGUUUAUUAUGUAAUUACAACUACAAAAAAAAAACAUAA
Musca domestica (house fly) is the source of this 2837-nucleotide messenger RNA. Its product is annotated as plexin domain-containing protein 1. The record is from RefSeq and is a predicted model, not a curated record. Lineage: Eukaryota; Metazoa; Arthropoda; Insecta; Diptera; Muscidae. Bases 186 to 2048 code for a protein of 620 amino acids. The transcript is spliced from 10 exons.